AUGGAUGGCAGCCUAAGGCUCCCACCUCUCGCAAGACUCCUGACCUUGAACACCGAAAUAUCCGAGUUGCGAACCGAAUUGAUGCAUCAGCCCUUUGCGUCGGGACGCAUUGCCGAACUCCAGGAGGAGAUCGACCGCCACUAUCGUUCCAGCCUGGCGACAUGCUGGCUCACUGGCGGCUACGACCUAGAGGCCGAAGACGACGAGUGGGAAGAUGAUCUCAGCAGCGCGAACUGA
This is a messenger RNA of Geodia barretti, 237 nucleotides long. The record is from the annotation of a GenBank genome assembly. Lineage: Eukaryota; Metazoa; Porifera; Demospongiae; Tetractinellida; Geodiidae.